AUCGAUGCCCGUCGACAGGCUGUUGGAAAAAUGGUGGCUCCGACAGGUGCCUAUGCUGAUUCCGAUAUGUUCAAACUGCAGUGUUCCAGAUCAUCCGACAGGCCGGCAGCGAAGAGAUGGGACAAUCACCUAACCGAUGAAUGCCGAGCACGAGCUCCUGGAAUCUUGAAAGUAGCCGCCAGGUUUCUCAAGAGACCGGGAAUGAUUUCACUAGCUGGCGGUCUUCCUAGCCCCGACUAUUUCCCAUUCAGCUCUAUAAGUGCUACGAUUCCCGCGAUACCUGGUGCCGCCGAGAGCGACGUAUUCGAAGCCGAAUCCACCAUUGCAAUGGGACUACGCGACAUCGCCUCUGGAGACGCAGCUUUCGACCUCUCUGUUGCGUUAAACUACGGCCAAGCAGCAGGUUCAGCUCAGAUGAUCCGAUGGAUUACCGAGCACACAGAACUCGUCCAUAAACCUCUCUAUGCGGAUUGGGAUACUUGUCUAACGACCGGGAACACGGCAGGCAUCUACCAGGCGCUGCGAAUGCUAUGUGAUAAGAACAGGGGCGACUCGUGGAUGACAGAGGAGUAUUGUUAUGCUUCUGCCUUGGAGACUGCCCUUCCGAUGGGCAUCAAAACGGUUGGUAUCAAGAUGGAUGCCGAUGGCCCCAUACCAGAAGUCAUGGACGAGCUUCUCACCAACUGGGACGCUGCGAAAAAAGGAGCUCGAAAACCACAUGUCCUGUACACCGUGCCGACAGGGCAGAACCCGACAGGAUCAACCCAAAGCGCCGCUCGAAAAAGAGCGAUAUACAAAGCCUGUCAGAAGCACGACAUCUACAUCGUUGAAGACGAUCCUUAUUACUUUCUUCAGCUACCAUCCAACUCAAACUCCCAUCAAAACUCUUCAAAGCUUCCCAUCAACACAUUUCUCUCCAAUCUUCCCCCUUCGUUUCUCAGCAUCGACACCGACGGCCGCGUAAUGCGCAUCGACUCCUUCUCGAAAGUCAUCGUCCCCGGCGCAAGGAUGGGCUGGGUGACGGCCUCCGAGCAAAUGAUUGAGCGAUUCAUCCGGCACGCUGAAACAGCGAGUCAAGGGCCCAGCGGCUUCUCCCAGGCUCUCAUAUACAAGCUAGUUGACGAGAAAUGGGGCCACCAGGGAUUUCUGGACUGGCUGCAGCAUCUACAGGCAGAAUAUACUGGGAGGAGAGACGUGAUGCUGGCUGCGUUUGAGAAGUUUCUGCCCAAGUCGAUUGUCAGCUGGAAUUCUCCGAGUGCAGGCAUGUUUUGCUGGAUCAAAAUUAAGCACAGCUUGAGACCCAACGCCAAACUAUACUCUGCUCUCGACAUCGAGGAGGAAAUAUUCGCUGCGUGCCUCAAGAGGGGCGUCCUAAUAGCAAAGGGCUCCUGGUUCAGGGCCGAGCCGGAUUUGCCUCUGGACGACGUGUUUUUCCGCCUCACGUUUGCGGCGUCGAGUGCUGAGAACAUGGAAGUGGCCGUUCGAACGUUUGGAACGGCUCUUCGAAGUAUUUUUAAUCUGGCGUGAGCUUAACGCGCUGCAUACAGAGAUCAUGGUACGGAUUGACUAUGUUUUGAACGUGAACAAUUAGCCUG
This is a messenger RNA of Trichoderma harzianum CBS 226.95, 1595 nucleotides long. RefSeq lists its product as hypothetical. The record is from RefSeq and is a predicted model, not a curated record. Gene Ontology annotation, biological process: aromatic amino acid catabolic process; L-tyrosine biosynthetic process. The transcript has 4 exons. Lineage: Eukaryota; Fungi; Ascomycota; Sordariomycetes; Hypocreales; Hypocreaceae. Bases 31 to 1527 code for a protein of 498 amino acids. Gene Ontology annotation, molecular function: L-2-aminoadipate:2-oxoglutarate transaminase activity; aromatic-amino-acid:2-oxoglutarate transaminase activity; pyridoxal phosphate binding.